Gongylonema pulchrum is the source of this 2031-nucleotide messenger RNA. NCBI's taxonomy places the organism in Eukaryota, Metazoa, Nematoda, Chromadorea, Rhabditida, Gongylonematidae. The record is from the annotation of a GenBank genome assembly.
AUGACAUUUUAUGCAGUUGGCGAUGCUGCAACAGCGGCCGGGCUUACAACAAAGGAUGAUAUCAACGAGGUUAUGCAUGACUGGGAGAGCAGGUACUCGUCAUAUUCGAACUCAUCAAUAUUCAUAACAACAUUCAACGUCAAUGGUAGAGUACCAGCUUUAGAAAUGAUCCCAAAAUGGCUCACUUUCAACGGCGAUCCACCGGAUUUUUAUGCUGUUGGGUUGCAAGAAAUGGACCUCUCACCACAAGCAUUUCUAAUGAAUACUUCGGCGCGCCAUUUCGAAUGGCAAAUUGUAACCAAAAAAUCACUUCCUACAACUGCUCGUUACGCUUUGGUGAAAGAAGUACGUUUGGUGGGCAUAUUGUUAAUGAUCUAUCGUCGGAUUGAUUGUGGGAUUAAGGUAAAUGAGGCAGCGACCGAGGUCGAGGUUGUGCCAACGGGUUUCCCAUUGCUUGGUCGUAUGGGUAAUAAGGGUGGUGUUGCGAUAAGCUUGCAAUUGAACGAUAGCUGUAUAUGUUUUGUGAACUCACAUUUUGCGGCAGGUCAAGAAGAACUGGAAAAGCGGAAUCAAGAUUACAGGUCUGGAUUACGGAUGUUUGACCGAAUGCUUCAAACGUCCUAUGUGGAUUUUCAGUUAAAAGAACAGCAGAAACUCAAUCAGGUCUUUGUUGAUUUCAAAGAACCAGACGUACUGGAUUUUCGCCCUACAUAUAAAUAUGAUCCGGGAACAACGAGGUGGGAUAGCAGUGAGAAAUGUCGUGCGCCGGCUUGGUGCGAUCGAAUUUUGUGGUGGAAUCGUGAUGGCAUGAAUGUACGGCAACUGGCCUAUGAAAGUGUUGAGUCGGUGAUGUUUUCGGAUCAUAAACCGGUACGGGCAAUAUUUCAAGUAAAAAUUCGAACAAUUGAUCAGGCUAAACGGGAUGCGUGCUACGAGGAAGCAGUACGGGAAGCCGAUCGACGGGCCAAUGAAGCACUUCCACAAGUUGAAUUAUCACAAAACGAUAUUGAUUUUGGCGAAGUUUACUUCUUCCAAAGUGCCUCACGAAUGAUCACAAUAAAAAAUACUGGUAAAACGAGAAUUGCAUUUUCAUUUGGCGCACGACCAAAUCGUACUGCGGUUUGUGAGCCGUGGCUCUCUGUCACGCCACCAAAUUCAAGGCUUCAUCCUGGCGCUACGUGUGUUGUUAGUUUACAGAUUGAUUUUGGCGAAGUUUACUUCUUCCAAAGUGCCUCACGAAUGAUCACAAUAAAAAAUACUGGUAAAACGAGAAUUGCAUUUUCAUUUGGCGCACGACCAAACCGUACUGCGGUGUGUGAACCAUGGCUCUCAGUCACACCACCAAAUUCAAGGCUUCAUCCUGGCGCUACGUGUGUUGUUAGUUUACAGCGCUCGAAUCUGUUUCGUUUUCAGGUUUUGGUUGAUAAAACUGCGGCCUGGGCGAUCGGUGCUGAUGGGCAUUUAUCGGAGAUUCUUGUGCUACGGUUGCAUCACGGCAGGCAUUAUUUUGUGACCGUUUCGGCACGUUAUCAGCACAGUGUCUUCGGUUCAUCAUUCAUUGAACUGGUGCAAAAAGAAAAAGGAGAAACUUCUGCCACCGAACUCGUUGAUUUGACGUUUAGCCCGUCAUCCGCUUCGUCGGCCGUUAUGGUUGGUAUCCCAUGGGCUGUGUAUCGGUUGGGCGAAACGCUGAAACAGCAUGGAUUGGAAAAGAUUCGUUUCACUGAUCCAUCAGCGCAUUCGGUAUUUGUCGCACUGCGAAAUGCACUGGAUACUGGGACACCAGCGAAUCUAUUUGACGCUUGCAAAUCGCCGUUCAGUAUGUACGAUGCUUUGCUGAUGCUCAUCAGCGCCUUUAAAGCGCAAAUGCAGUUGCUGGCCGAUGUUGCAUUCAAACGGCAAGCUGCUGAGGAUGGCUAUUUGGAACGUUCGAAAUUCCUCGAAACACUCGUUUCAUACGGUCAGGAUAGUUACCAGAGCACACCACCACCACCACCACCGCACCAGGAUCGGGAUCUCAUUCUUUUGUAA